UGCAUGUCUCAGCUUACAGAAAGGAUGACGGGCUCUUAUGUCCUGUGGCUGGCCUUGGCCUCCUGCAUUCUGACCCUGGCAUCUACAGAGCAGCAAGGUUACAGGAACUCCACCAACACCAGUUCCUAUGGACUGGGCUUGGAGUGCGGAGCCUCAGGCACAACAGAGGACCAACUCUGUUUUGACCCCUGCCAGAAUUACACCCUCCUGGAGGAACCGUCCCGAAGCACAGAGAACACAGAAGAAGGGCAGAUGUGUGAUGGGGACAUGAGCGGCUGGUACCGCUUUGUGGGAGAAGGAGGAACGAGGAUCCCAGAGACCUGUGUCCCGGUGUACCGAUGCCAGACGGCCGCUCCCAUGUGGCUGAAUGGGACCCACCCUGCCCUCGGGGAGGGCAUCGUCAACUACACAGCUUGCGCCCACUGGAGUGACAACUGCUGCCUUUGGAAUACUGAGGUGGGGGUAAAGGCCUGCCCGGACGGGUACUACGUGUACCGGUUGGAGGGCACCCCCCACUGUGACGUGAGAUAUUGCACAGCCUCAUCCUCCGCCUCUGUGCCUCACCCUCUAGACCCCUCCACUGCGGAGGACAAGUGUGAGACGACCUGUCGUGCAGAGGAGGAGUGCAGCUCUGUCGACGGCGUCUGGGAGUGUGUCUGCAGACAGGACCUCAACAACUCUGAUGUCCACAGUUUGCAGCCUCAGCUGGACUGUGGGGCCAGGGAGAUCAAGGUGUCACUGGACAAGUGUCUGCUGGAAGGCCUGGGUUUUGGGGACGAGGUCAGAGCCUACCUGCAGGACCGGAGCUGCAGCAGCAUCGUGCCAGGAGAGGAGAGGAACUGGCUGUCCGUGACCAGCCCUACCAAGGCUGGUGCCUGUGGAAACAUUCUGGAGAGAAAUGAAACCCAUGCCAUCUACAAAAACACUCUCUCUGUGUUCAACGAUUUCAUCAUCAGAGACACCAUCCUCAACAUCAGCUUCCAAUGCGCCUACCCGCUGGACAUGAAAGUCAGCCUCCAAACUGCCCUGCAUCCCGUUGUAAGCUCCCUGAACAUCAGUGUGGGUGGGGAGGGAGAGUUCAUUGUCAGGAUGGCCCUCUUCCAAGACCAGAACUACACGUUGCCUUACGAAGGGGAUGUAGUUGUGCUGUCCGUUGAUUCCAUGCUCUAUGUGGGUGCCAUCUUGGAGAGAGGAGACACCUCCCGGUUUAACCUGCUGUUGAGGAACUGCUAUGCCACACCCACCGAAGACAAGACUGACCCUGUGAAAUAUUUCAUCAUCAGAAACAGCUGCCCAAAUCAACAAGAUUCCACUAUCUACGUGGAGGAGAAUGGGGUAUCCUCGGAAAGCCGGUUCUCUGUUCAGAUGUUCAUGUUUGCUGGAAAUUAUGACCUAGUUUACCUGCAUUGUGAGGUUCAUCUCUGUGAUUCCCUUAAUGAACAGUGCAUACCGUCUUGCUCAGGAAAUCGACUCCGCAGUGAAGUAGUUAUCAACCCAGCCCGGGUUCUAGAUUUGGGACCCAUCACUCGGAAAGGUGCCUCGUCUCUGGGUGUCAUGAACGGAGCCCCCAGCACUGCAGGGUUCCUGGUGGCCUGGCCCGUGGUUCUCCUGCCUGUCCUCCUGGCUGGGCUGUUCUGA
Diceros bicornis minor is the source of this 1638-nucleotide messenger RNA. It is a transcript of the gene GP2, whose product is annotated as glycoprotein 2. The transcript has 10 exons. The record is from RefSeq and is a predicted model, not a curated record. Lineage: Eukaryota; Metazoa; Chordata; Mammalia; Perissodactyla; Rhinocerotidae. Gene Ontology annotation, cellular component: cell surface; apical plasma membrane. Bases 4 to 1638 code for a protein of 544 amino acids. Gene Ontology annotation, biological process: neutrophil migration.